Cheilinus undulatus (humphead wrasse) is the source of this 5970-nucleotide messenger RNA. It is a transcript of the gene kdm4c, whose product is annotated as lysine (K)-specific demethylase 4C. Gene Ontology annotation, biological process: chromatin remodeling. Gene Ontology annotation, cellular component: nucleus. The transcript has 22 exons. Gene Ontology annotation, molecular function: histone H3K36 demethylase activity; histone H3K9 demethylase activity. NCBI's taxonomy places the organism in Eukaryota, Metazoa, Chordata, Actinopteri, Labriformes, Labridae. The record is from RefSeq and is a predicted model, not a curated record. The coding region runs from base 139 to 5061 and encodes 1640 amino acids.
CACGAAGCUACGGCAGCAGCAACAGCAGUAGCAGCUAGAGCAGCUGUCAUGUGAAUCAGCUGGACGAACAAGGAAGGGGAUAAACAACAAGACCGACCCGCAUUUCUUUAUCAAGGUUUGACUUGGUGAGGUGACAGGAUGGCGGGAGCAGAGGUGUUCACCCCUGCAAACCCCACCUGCAAGAUCAUGACCUUCAGGCCAACCAUGGAAGAGUUCAAGGAUUUCAACCAGUACCUGGUUUACAUGGAGUCUCAGGGAGCACAUCGUGCAGGCCUGGCCAAGGUGAUCCCUCCUAAAGGCUGGAAGCCCCGUCGUACCUAUGACGACAUAGACGAUCUGAUGAUCGAUGCUCCCAUACAGCAGAUGGUUGCCGGCCAAUCAGGGCUCUUCACUCAAUACAACAUUCAGAAGAAGCCCCUUAGUGUGCAGGAGUUCAGACGAUUGGCUAACAGUGACAUGUACUGUACACCCCGCUACCUGAACUAUGAAGAUCUUGAGAGAAAAUACUGGAAGAACCUCACCUUUGUCUCGCCAAUAUAUGGUGCUGAUGUCAGUGGCAGCUUGUAUGAUGAGGAUGUGGAGGAGUGGAACAUCGGCCACUUGAACUCUAUUUUGGAUGUAAUCGAGGAAGACAGCGGUGUUUCCAUCCAGGGCGUUAACACUCCAUAUCUAUACUUUGGUAUGUGGAAGACAUCUUUCUCCUGGCACACUGAAGAUAUGGACCUGUACAGCAUCAACUACCUGCACUUUGGAGAGCCCAAGUCCUGGUACGCCAUCCCCCCUGAGCAUGGGAAGAGACUGGAGCGUCUGGCUACAGGCUUCUUUCCCAACAGCUUCAAGGGCUGUGAAGCUUUUCUUCGUCACAAGAUGACUCUAAUCUCCCCCUCCAUACUGAAGAAGUAUGGCAUUCCCUUUGAUAAGAUUACUCAGGAAGCUGGAGAGUUCAUGAUAACCUUCCCCUAUGGCUACCAUGCUGGUUUUAAUCAUGGCUUUAACUGUGCUGAAUCCACCAACUUUGCCACUGUGCGCUGGAUAGACUAUGGCAAAGUGGCCACACAGUGCACGUGUAGCAGGGACAUGGUAAAGAUAUCCAUGGAACCCUUUGUGAAACUUUUUCAACCUGACCGCUACCCUAACUGGAUGCUGGGAAAAGAUUCUACACCUAUUGACCACACGCAUGCCACUCCUAGCACAACACCGGAGCUGCAGAGCUGGUUACAGAGGAGGCGUAAGACCAAGCCUACUAAUAAAGGCAGCAGCCACUCUCGUAUGCGCUCCAAGCGUCUGAGAACCACAGAAGAGCCUGUUGGUCUUGAUGGCAGCUCAACAUUGAACAGCAGCAAGAGGAAAGGCCUGGGUGGUCCACUUGGGCCCAAGGUUCGAAGGUCUGUGUCAGGAACAACCUGCAAAGAAGACGAGAAAGAGAAGAAGAAAGAAGCUGCAACAAAGCACAACCAGAAUCACAACGCUUUUCAGCUACCUGGUCCUUGCAGACAGAUGUGUGUGGUCAAGGUGAAUCGUGUAGAAAGCAAUAGUUUGGGCUUUUCCACCAAGGGCCUUUCCCAUAACUCUCCCAGCAGCACCUUUCCCUCUUCUGCCUCACCACUUAACAGUGACCUUAAGGCAAAGACAGACACUUGCAUUGACCCUAAACACCUCUCAGAGUCAGGGGUCACCAGCAGGACUCCUGAAGGACUUAGACAAUGGCCUGAGGCUACCCAGAUGCGUCCUAGUAUUAAUGAGUCAAGGUGUCCCUCUCCUGAACCACAAGACCUCUCAACCCUUCAGGACAGCUCUAUCAGGGCGCCUCCCCUUGAGGCAAACGUACUCAGCUCACCUUCCCACACAACAAGCACUGCAGCUGAGAUGAGCUUGUGUCCUCCUGACUGUGAGGCUAAGAUGCAUGGUUCCGCAUGUAGAGAAGACACUUUAAGCCUAGAGCCAAACACAGAGAGCAGCAUGGAUGCUGGUUCUGAGAACACUAACGACGCUGCUAAAGCAGAGAAAAUGGAGAAAGCUGCUGAUCCAAAAAAUUUCAAUCCACACUUCAAUGCAGAAGCACUUUAUGAUGUAAAAACUGAGCCAAUAGAUGGAGGCAGUCACUUUUCAUGUGUUUCUUUGUCCCCUUCAGGACACAAUUGCAGUUCAGAAAAUAGCAGCCCUGAGGACAAUCUUUUCCCUCCUCUGCUACAGAGGAAUGCAGUGGAUAUGCCACGACUCACUCCAGAGCCAGUUGAUAAGGUUGGAAUCUGCCCUUUGCCACCUGUACUGACACAGGAGAUGCCCUCUCUCACCCCAGCUCAUGAUGGGCUAACUGAUGUCCCAAAAUCUAGAAUGUGCAGCAACCAGGUUGCACCUGUGCUUCAACGGGAGACGCCAACUGGCUGCCUGCCCUCACAUGGAGCCAAACAGGAUAAGAGAGAAACAGACUUAAUGAUUGCAAAAGAGCGUCUUGCUGUAAAACUAUCCAACAACUGGCAUUCAGAUUCUCCUUAUAAUUGUGAAGGGGCAGCAGUGUCUGUUUCAGAAGGAAAGACAGCUCAUUUAACCAUCAAUGCAAUGUGCAAAAUAACAUCUGGUGAUGUCCAUGAAAUGCCAAUUGCUGCAGAAAAGGAUCAUACCAAGCUGGAAAAUAUAACUACUGGACAGACUGAGGCUCCCCAUCGCCAGCUAGUUCAAAGCAAUUCAUCUCACACAGAGCAGCAAUACAGCUUAACAGAGUUAGCAAAUAAAUACAACUCGAAGGACCUAGUACAAAGAGACAGUGUAUCGAGUCUGUGCAGUGCUGGUUCCCUUUUAACUGGUUCCUCUAACAAUAAUCCCGCAGCCCCUUCCCCUCCAGUAUGCACUCUGAAUGAUAGUCACUCAGCAUCACAGCUCCACCACAACACGGCAUAUUCCUCCUCUCUUUGUGCUUCCCAGAACUCAUACUUAGAAUCCAAACCUUUCUCCAGCAGCAUAUGGAAAAACUUCAAUUCCCAGAGUCCUGCAGUGCUCAUCCAGAGUCUAAACCCAGAACUCCCUCCUGACUUCACCCACGACACCCUACCUUACACCAUGUGGACUGAGCCUCAGUGCAAAGAGGUCACUGACCUGGAUGACCCACAACAAGACCUCCGGGAGUCAGAUAACCUAGAAGACGAGACGGGGCCACUUACCUGGGCCCAGCUGGAGCCAACCUCCCUGGUUUCUGUUGGUGCUGUUGAGCCCAUGGGAAUUUGUGGAGAUUAUGAACUCCACAGAGGGGAGGCAGAGGGGUCUGAGGCACUUUCCUUGUGCAGGGAGCUGGAGAGACAAAGAGAUACAGAGGAAAGUCUACACUCAGGUGCUUCUGUUUCACCUCUUGAGAUGGGUGAAGGAGAACAGGAUGGAGUUUCUGAUAUGGAAGAAGGGGGGUCUGAUGGUGAGGAGGUGGAGCAGCAAAGUAAUACCAAGGAAGAUACUAGUAGUGACUCCUCUGAUGAAGAAGAAGAAAAUAAUACUAGUAACUACGAGUGUGACGAAUUAGGCCUGGAACCUGGAGAGGUCUGUGCUUACCCAGCGCUGUCAGUGAAGAGGACCUCUAAGAGCUGGCGUCACCCACUCAGAAAACCAACUGCACGGGCAGUACCUACCGCUGUCAAACAACAAGCUGCCAGUGAUGAUGAGCCCACUGAAGCAGCCUUGGCUGAGGAGGAGGAGCAGGAGAUGGAAGCAUGGGCAAAACCACUUGUUUACCUAUGGCAGAACAAAAAGAGCUGCUUCACAGCGGAGAGGGAGUACAAUGCUCAUGCAGCCACAAUGCAGCCAUUCUGUGCUGUGUGCACACUCUUCAUGCCCUAUUAUCAGGGUGAAGACAAAGCUGAGGAAAAUACACCUAUCGCAGCAGAGGAUUGCACCAAAUCUCCCUUUCCAAUGGAAGGCCCCACACGUCUCUGCAGAGGUCUAAGGAGGACGAAGCCCCUGGUCCCAGAGAUCUGCUUUUCUUUCCGGGAGCAGAACUGCCCCCCAACUCCCACUAACCCUCUGCUGCAGGAAGAUGGCACCUCCCCUCUCCUCUGCUGCCAAGGCUGUUGCCUGCAAGUCCAUGCAAGUUGCUACGGUGUUGCUGCAGAUGACGUCAGCGAACAGUGGUCAUGUGACCGCUGUACAGAAGGAAGCUUUACAGCGGAAUGCUGUCUCUGUAACCUCAGAGGUGGAGCUCUGAAAAAAACCCAGAACGACAAAUGGGCCCACAUUAUGUGUGCAGUAGCACUACCAGAGGCGAGGUUUAGCAACGAAGCCAAGAGAGGUCCCAUUGACACCAGUAGGAUCCCGAUGCAGCGGUAUAAACUGAGGUGCAUCUAUUGUCGAAAGCGCUGUGCGGGGAAGCGGCAGGCUGGUGCUUGUAUCCAGUGUUCGUGCGGCCGAUGUCCCACCUCCUUUCAUGUGACUUGUGCUCAUGCUGCAGGUGUAACCAUGGAGCCAGAUGAUUGGCCUUAUGUGGUGUCAAUCACCUGCCACAGACAUCAGUCACGGAGUUCAUCAGCUAAGCAGCGAGCAUGCCAAGCCUCCAUUUCACUUGGUCAGACAGUGAUCUCCAAACACAAGAACCUUCGCUACUACAGCUCAAAGGUCACCCAGAUCAGCUCCCAGAUGUUCUAUGAGGUCAUGUUCGAUGAUGGCUCCUUCUCCAAUGAUACCUACCCUGAGGACAUAGUGAGCAGAGAUUGUGUGAACUUGGGCCCUCCUGAAGUUGGGGAAGCUGUUCAAGUAAAAUGGCCUGAUGGGUUGUUCUAUGGUGCCAAGUACCUGGGAUCCAACGUCUCCUACAUGUAUCAGGUGGAGUUUGAGGAUGGCUCCCAGGUUCUGGCAAAAAGAGAGGAUGUCUAUACGUUAGAUGAAGACCUGCCUAAAAAGGUGAAACGUAGACUUUCCACAGCGUCAAGUAUGCGUUUCCAGGAUGCAUUCUUCACCACACAGGGAGAGAGGAAACGGCAGAGAACACCCAACUCACGCUUCCAGAAAGACUAUGUGGCCCUGCCAGGCCUCCGUACAACUGCCAAAAGCACAUGGGAGCAGCGAAGCCACAAAGGGAAAUGAAGUCAUGGGAGGAGGAUUGAUGACAAAUGAAUGCACUGAAUGAACAGUCGAUGUAGAUGGGAGGUUGUGUGUGUGUGUGUGUGCGCGUGUGUGUGUGUGUUUGGCUGGAUCUACUUCCAUUUUAACUCUUGCCCUCACAACUUCUCCGUGAAUCAAUCAGAGAACACAACACAAGGGAAAUGGUUGAUUUGGGUCUGGUGGAUGUAAACUUUAGUACAUGAAACAUCAGUGAUUGAAGAAGGAUUCUGAUUGGAUGAAUGGACUCUUACAGAACGGGUAAACAUCAGGCAUCAUCGCCUCUCGUGCUUUCACAUCCGUCAGGGAAAAACAAACGUGACUUACGUUUGUCACGUUGCCCUUUUUGAACAAGAACUUUUGUCUUUGUACAUUGAAAAAAAAAAAAAAAUUCCCAAGUGAGAUUUUUCUAACUAGCUUACCUCUGGUAGCUCUUUGGGGGUCUGUUAUUUCCAGUUUUGAUUUUGGUUAUUUAUGCACUUUGCUUGUAGUGUUUCCUCAUGUCUUACUGCUUUUCCCUGCAUGUUAAACACUGUCCUCCUAACUGCUUCUACUAGGGGUGAGUCCAAUAGCACUCCAAUGGCUUCCUCUCUGCACUGCUCUUGAAUCAGUUAAGACAAAUCAUUUUUGUAUUUUGGAAUCUACACUGAAAACUGAAUCUCUGUUGAGAAAAACAAAAUGAAAAUGACCAAAUGUUAAGCACUUCCUGAUCAAAGAUUCAGACAGAAAGCCAUACCUGUGUGUUGGAUCUGUGCCCUGUAAUGUGAAACGCUACUGUUGCUCUGUUGAAUGAGACACUUUGUUGAAAUUAUUUAAAAUUUGUAUUUAUUUUUGGCUUGCUAUAGUUAAACUAUUGCUAACUGCUGUAAGAAAAAACAAUAAAAAAAAAUUACA